GAUGAUUCGUCUCUUUCGCUGUUCGCGGUGCCGAGAGCACGCAACGCCGUGCAGUGCUCGGUGCAUGGCGUUGGGCAAUCAACGCGUCGUAUGCGCGACCUGCCGUGCCUCACCAACUUUGUGGCGCAUUACCGUCAUCCUCCCAGCCAGCGUUCUCUGUAUCUCAUCAGAUCUCCGUCAACCCCUAAGAAUUGACAGCAGCGGGAUUGCAAGGACACAGCGUCGCAGCGAUAUGUAAACGAUACCGGCG
Messenger RNA from Cutaneotrichosporon oleaginosum, 250 nucleotides. RefSeq lists its product as uncharacterized. The record is from RefSeq and is a predicted model, not a curated record. NCBI's taxonomy places the organism in Eukaryota, Fungi, Basidiomycota, Tremellomycetes, Trichosporonales, Trichosporonaceae.